This is a messenger RNA of Protomyces lactucae-debilis, 1532 nucleotides long. RefSeq names its product glycoside hydrolase superfamily. Gene Ontology annotation, cellular component: extracellular region; cell surface. Gene Ontology annotation, molecular function: beta-glucosidase activity. The coding region runs from base 227 to 1459 and encodes 410 amino acids. The transcript has a single exon. Lineage: Eukaryota; Fungi; Ascomycota; Taphrinomycetes; Taphrinales; Protomycetaceae. Gene Ontology annotation, biological process: glucan catabolic process. The record is from RefSeq and is a predicted model, not a curated record.
CGAGACUGCUACUGGCAAGAAUGAUGUGUGCCUGCAUCCACAUGACUGAACAUGAAGCGCCGUCUUCCAAGACUCGCCACCGAGCUCCAGGCAACGUUCAUAUAUAACCUUGCUCCCCACCUCCUCCUCAUGAAACAUCCUUGUGACACAUCUUGCCACUGCAUGCUACAGCUACCUUCUCCUGCAUCUACUAUCGAUACACAAGCUUCUCUAGACUGCUCCCAUCAUGCAUCUCAUUUCCGCUUCACUACUACUGCAGCUCGUCGCUACUGUCCUCGCAGCACCUGCCAAGCGAGCCGCCAGCUUCGCCUAUGGCGUCGACAAAGUCCGUGGCGUGAACCUCGGUGGUUGGCUAGUCCUCGAGCCAUGGAUCAAGCCAUCCCUCUUCAAUCAAUUCCUCACAGGCACGCCAGCAGUCGAUGAAUACACAUUCUGCCAAGUCCUCGGUCCAGACGCGGCAGCAGCACAGUUACGUCAGCACUGGGAUACUUGGUUCACGGAAGGUGAUUUCGCGCGUCUUGCAGCAUCUGGAUUGAAUCACGUUCGCUUGCCUGUCGGGUACUGGGCAUUCAACAAGAUUGCUGGUGAACCGUUUAUUGAUGGUCAAGCUAUCUAUGUCGACAAGGCUAUUGGCUGGGCACAAAAGUAUAACCUCAAGCUUUGGAUUGACUUACACGGUGCAUGGCAAUCUCAAAACGGCUUUGACAAUAGCGGCAGAUUUGGACGGAUAGGAUGGGGUACUGCUGAGACUGUGCAACAUACCAUUGACACCCUCCAAGUUAUCGUCAACCGCUAUGGUAGAAACCCAGGUGUUGCUGGUAUUGAGCUUUUGAAUGAACCGGCUGGAUUCGCCAUUGACCCAAGCAUCAUUCGAGACUUCCAUCAACGUGGCUACCAGGUUGCCAAGUCAACUGAUCGAUUCGUCAUCAUCCACGAUGCCUUCUUGCGACCGGAUCAAACGUACAACAAUUUCCCAGCAUCGCAGUACCCGAAUGCAGCAAUGGACGCACACCUCUACCAAGUCUUUUCACCCGGUGAGAAUGCCAUGAGCCACCAGACGCAUCUCACGGUCGCUUGCAAGAAACGCAGUUCCUUGGCCGGAGCGAAAGGCAAGAUGCCCAUCAUUGUGGGUGAAUGGUCUGGCGCCGAGACGGACUGUGCGCAAUGGUUGAAUGGCUUCAACCGAGGUGCUAGGUACGAUGGCUCAUUCCCGGACAGCUACUACAUUGGUUCUUGCGCCAACAAGAAUUCCCUCGAUGCAAUGAAUGGCGAUGAGCGGAAUCAAGUCAAGGAAUUCAUCCUUGCGCAACUCGAUGCAUUCGAGGCCGGUGGCGAUGGAUGGAUCUUUUGGACGGCAAAGACAGAGUCGGCAGACUUGUGGAACUUCCAAAAGUUGUUUGACUAUGGUCUCUUCCCUGUCGGUGCGCGUGGUUUCUGUGACCCAUUUCCUUGGUCAUGAAUCACCGCUGGGAUACGUAGAUGAGGCUAGCAUUGAGUUAGAGGGUAUAUAGCAUUACGACCAUAUUUACGAC